CCUCCACCCUUGACCUUGCUCCGCUCCGCGCCGUGUGGGCUCCACGUGACCGGGAGAAGCGGAGGAAACAACAGGGCACAACGAACGCGAGAAGGGGGCGAGCUACUGUCCGUGUGGCCGAGGAGAGGCGGACGGAAAUGUGAAGGGAAGCGAGGAAUCCUCGGGACGCGCGCCUCCGCCGCCGCCGCGCCGUUCCCCGAGCAUCCCUCAUCCCUCCCCGCCCGCUGGAGGAGGAGGAGGAGGAGGAGGAGGAGGAUGCUGCCUCUGCCUCUCCGGACCCGCGCAGCUGGAGCUCGUUGGGAUGAUUGCAGCGCGUGACGGCCGGAAGGCGAUGAGCGUACAGAACCGGGACGAGGACGACGACUGAACGGGCUCUUCCCCUUCUUCGAGGACUCCUGUGCGCGCAGUGCAGCCCCCCUCGACCAGCUAUUACCCCAAACACACACACACACACACACACACACACACCACCGCGGUUACAUUAUUCAAGAGCAUCUUCUCCUCAAAGCUCCACACACUUCUGUGCGCGAGCCUCGACGCGGAUGGAGACCGAUGGCCGGGCGCCGCGGAUUUCGUCGGAAGGGGGACGCGACCUAAAAUAACCCCCCCGGUGCCAAGUGGUGUACGAGGGCGGAUUCCUGACAAUGAGCCGGUGAGCUGCAGUAACACCUCUCGUCUGCCGAGUAGAGGCUGUGUCCCCUGCAGCCUCCCGCACACCGGCCUCUCCAGAGACCGACCCCCGACCGACCCCCCCCCCAAUUCCCAUUCCCAUUCCCACACCCCGCCGCCGCCACCCGAAGCCCGGACGUCGGUGACUUUCUUUAAUGGCUUUUGUGUUCCGGAGAUGGAGGGCCUUACUGGUGCUGAACGUGCUCGCGGUCGCCGGCUUCGUGACUUUCUGGGCCAAGUGCAACAACGCGCGCAGCGUCCGGCCCGCCGCUCCGGAGGCGCCCGUCGACGGGAGGAGGCCCCGGGCCAACGGCACGGCGCCGGGGCCCGGCGUCAGCCAUGAGGUGCUGCUGAAGAGGCUCAGCUCGCUGGAGGACGUGGUGUACAGGCAGCUGAACGGUCUGUCCAAAUCUCUGGGCCUGAUCGAGGGCUUCGGGGGUCGGGGUAAAGGCGGCCUCCCCGCCACACUAUCUCCAGCCGAGGAGAGCGACGCCAAAAACCUGAGGGAGAAGUACGGCUACAACGCCUACCUCAGUGACAGAAUCUCUCUGGAUCGAACCAUACCAGACCACCGGCCCAGCAAAUGCAGAAAGGUCAGCUACCCGAGAGACCUCCCCCAGAUCUCCCUCAUCUUUAUCUUCGUCAAUGAGGCUCUGUCCGUGAUCCUGCGCUCAGUCCACUCUGCUGUCAAUCACACGCCUGCUCACUUGCUCAAAGACAUCAUAUUGGUGGAUGACAACAGCGAUGACGAGCAGCUGAAAGGCCCACUGGAGGAGUAUGUGAACAAGCGCUACCCCGGCCUGGUGAAGAUCGUCAGGAACCAGAAGAGAGAGGGACUGAUCCGGGCCAGAAUCGAGGGCUGGAAGGUGGCUACUGCCGAGGUGACAGGCUUUUUUGAUGCCCACGUGGAGUUCACACCGUCUUGGGCUGAGCCGGUCCUGGCCAGAAUAAAAGAGGACCACAGGAGGAUCAUCUUGCCCUCCAUCGACAACAUCAAGCAUGACACGUUUGAGGUGGAGCGCUACGAGAACUCGGGCCACGGCUACAACUGGGAGCUUUGGUGCAUGUACAUCAACCCGCCCAAACAGUGGUGGGAUGAGGGGGACAUGUCUGCUCCCAUCAGGACCCCCGCCAUGAUUGGCUGCUCCUUUGUGGCAAACCGCGAAUACUUUGGCGAACUGGGUCUGCUCGACUCUGGCAUGGACGUCUACGGAGGGGAGAACAUCGAACUGGGCAUCAGGGUGUGGCUGUGUGGAGGCAGUAUGGAGGUGCUGCCUUGUUCCAGAGUGGCUCACAUUGCACGAAUGAAGAAACCCUACCACAGUAACAUAGCUUUCCACACACGGCGUAACGCUCUACGUGUGGCUGAGGUCUGGAUGGAUGAGUACAAAUCCAACGUCUACCUGGCCUGGAACAUACCAAUGGAGAACCACGGUAUUGAUUAUGGAGACAUCUCUCAGAGGGUCGCCCUGAGGAAAAGUCUUCAGUGCAAGAGCUUUGAGUGGUACCUUGAUAAUGUUUACCCCGAGAUGAGGAGGUACAACAACACGCUGUUCUAUGGCGAGAUUCGUAACUCUAAGGCGAGCCAUCUGUGUAUGGAUCAGGGCAUGAAGGAAAACCACACGGCCACCUUGCAUCCGUGUCAUGGAUGGGGCCCUCAGUUAGGACGUUACACCAAAGAGGGUGAGUUGUUCCUGGGCCCCCUGGGCAGCACUGGGGAUGACACUCGCUGUGUGGUGGACGAUCAGAUCAGCAGCUUUCCUCAGCUCCUCAACUGCGACAAGGUCACCAACAUGAAGCAAAAGACAUGGCGUUUCUCUCAGAAUGAGUCGUUCAUAAAUCGAGCGACGGGACGCUGUGUGGAGGUGGUGCCGGCAAACGUUUACUUCGGCCACCUGCUGGUCCUGCAGCCCUGCUCCGGGCAGAGGUGGACCAUUAAGAACAACAUGAAGCAGUAGCCAACUGGCAAAUUUCACUGGGACCAAUGAGGCCACGUUGAAGAGCUGACGCCCGACCUCAGCUCUGCCGAGCCACAACUGAUGAGGCUCCUCGUCUCCUCAACAGAAGACAGGGCUCACUUAAAAGAGAUACGAGCUGGAUGGGAGAUGAUUCGCUUUUUUCACAAACUGGAUAUUCAAAAUGAUGCAAGUUUUGCAUGAGAACUGUUUCUCUUUUCAUCUGAAUUUGACAAACUUUCAAUGUGAUGUUGCCAUGAAUCAUGUUUGUGCCACUUCUUUACAAUGUUAAGGAUGGAGAUUAAAUCAGCCAAAACCAUGUUCUGUCUUAUGUGGGGGAAAACCGUGUCGAGCUUCAUCCUGAAUUAUGAUUGUCCUAAUACAAAAGAAUAAAACCCCUGGAAUUAAAUUUCCAGAAUAUGCACUGACCAUAAUACAUUAGUAGUUUGUGUUAGGCCUAAUCAGUGGUUCAACCUUUUAGCUCAAGACAUCUCAAAAAUCAAAGAGUGCCAACUUCUGAAAGGCAUAACUUUAACCGUGAAUAAUACAUCAAUGCCCAAAAAGGAUUUAUAUUUUCUUCUGACAAGUCUAGAACCUGUAAAUAUUUUAUUUCAACAAAAAAAGUAAUUCAUUAUUGAUGCAUUGGGCUGUGCUUUUUUAGUUAUUGUAAAUCAUCUCAAAUCACCUCAAAAAUCUGUUUAGGGCUACUGGGGUAAAUUAAGGUUUUAUAUGUCGUGGAUGUUUGUCUUUCUGUCAUUUUUAUUUAAAACAGUCCGUAGCACCAAAUGCAGUACAUCUUAUAGCAUGAUUGUAAGUACUGUAUGCACAUGGGAGAAGGUAAAGUUGAGCCGAGUCGAUUUAUUCUGUUUCUUGCCGAGUGCCGUGACCACUGCAGAUGGCCAAAACCAACGAAGCACUUUUUUUUUGGCCACGACAGAUCGAACUGCAGUUUAUGAAGGGAAGACUGAAUCAGGAAAGAUGCACGAUUGUGGAAAAGCUGCAGGCCUUUAGGGCCAGUAUUGUUAAAUGUUUUGAAAUGUAUAUGAUGUCAUGAAUUCAAUUAAUUCAAUGUUAUCAGUUGGAUUUUUUCUCCUGAGAUUGUCUUCCAAUAAACAGCUAGUUUCCUG
This is a messenger RNA of Scophthalmus maximus (turbot), 3751 nucleotides long. RefSeq names its product polypeptide N-acetylgalactosaminyltransferase 17 (gene galnt17). NCBI's taxonomy places the organism in Eukaryota, Metazoa, Chordata, Actinopteri, Pleuronectiformes, Scophthalmidae. Gene Ontology annotation, cellular component: Golgi apparatus. The coding region runs from base 825 to 2627 and encodes 600 amino acids. The record is from RefSeq and is a predicted model, not a curated record. The transcript has 11 exons.